AUGAAGCGUUGGAGAUUGUCGGCGAUUCUGUUUCUAGGGUUUAUGUUGACUAGCCUGUCAACGGCGAGAUUCGUGGUGGAGAAGAACAGUUUGUCGGUCACUUCGCCGGAGAAAAUCAAAGGCAAGCACGACAGCGCCAUCGGGAACUUCGGAAUACCUCAAUACGGUGGUAGCAUGGCCGGAAACGUUGUUUACCCUAAGGAUAACAGUAAGGGUUGUAAAGACUUUGAUUCAUCUUUCAAAUCUCGUCCUGGUGCUCUUCCCACUAUCCUUUUGCUCGAUCGUGGAAGUUGCUUCUUUGCUUUGAAGGUUUGGAAUGCUCAGAAGGCUGGAGCUUCUGCGGUUCUUGUUGCGGAUGAUAUUGAGGAACCUUUGAUUACUAUGGAUACGCCGGAAGAGGAUGGAUCUUCUGCUAAGUAUAUUGAGAAUAUUACUAUACCUUCUGCUCUUGUUGGAAAGAGUUUUGGUGAGAAGUUGAAGGAUGCUAUCAGUGGUGGGGAUAUGGUUAAUGUUAAUCUUGACUGGAGAGAGUCUGUUCCUCAUCCUGAUGAUCGUGUUGAGUAUGAGUUGUGGACGAAUAGUAAUGAUGAGUGUGGAGUUAAAUGUGAUAUGUUGAUUGAAUUUUUGAAGGAUUUUAAGGGUGCAGCACAGAUUUUAGAGAAAGGAGGUUAUACUCAGUUUACGCCUCAUUAUAUAACUUGGUACUGCCCUCAUGCAUUUACGUUGAGUAAGCAGUGUAAGUCUCAAUGUAUAAACCAUGGAAGAUAUUGCGCUCCGGAUCCUGAGCAGGACUUCAACACAGGUUAUGAUGGGAAAGAUGUGGUUGUUGAAAAUUUAAGGCAACUAUGUGUUUUCAAGGUGGCAAAAGAAACAGAAAAGUCUUGGGUGUGGUGGGACUAUGUUACUGAUUUUCAAAUUAGAUGCCCAAUGAAGGAGAAAAAGUACAAUAAGGAAUGUGCAAAUUCUGUCAUUAAAUCGCUGGGUCUUGACACCGCAAAGAUUGACAAGUGCAUGGGAGAUCCUGAUGCUGAUACUGAAAAUUCUAUUUUGAAAGAAGAGCAAGAUGCCCAAAUUGGGAAGGGAUCACGUGGUGAUGUUACCAUAUUGCCUACUCUUGUUGUCAAUAACAGACAAUAUCGAGGUAAAUUGGAGAAAGGGGCCGUUCUAAAGGCUAUCUGUUCCGGGUUUGAGGAAACUACUGACCCAGCUGUUUGUUUGAGCAACGAUGUCGAAACAAAUGAAUGUUUGACAAACAACGGUGGUUGCUGGCAGGAUAAAACAGCUAAUAUCACUGCAUGCAAGGAUACAUUCCGUGGACGAGUAUGUGAAUGCCCCUUGGUUGAUGGGGUUCAAUUCAAAGGAGACGGUUAUACAACUUGUGAAGUUAGUGGACCUGGGCGUUGCAAGAUUAACAAUGGAGGCUGUUGGCAUGAUGCCCGGAACGGCCAUGCAUUUUCUGCUUGUGUGGAUGAUGGGGGAGUUAGAUGCCAGUGUCCUGCCGGGUUUAAAGGUGAUGGUGUAAAAAAUUGUGAAGACAUUGAUGAAUGCCAAGAUAAGAAAGCUUGCCAGUGCCCUGAAUGUAGCUGCAAGAAUACUUGGGGCAGCUAUAACUGCAGUUGUAGUGGAGAUCUUCUGUACAUCAAAGACCAGGAUACAUGCAUCAGUAAAACGGCCAGUCAGGCAAAAUCCACUUGGGCUGCUUUUUGGGUCAUUUUGAUUGCCUUGGCUAUGAUUGCUGGAGGGGGAUUCCUUGUGUAUAAAUAUAGAAUUAGGCAAUACAUGGAUUCUGAAAUCAGAGCAAUCAUGGCACAAUAUAUGCCCUUGGACAGCCAAGAAGAAGGUCCAAAUCACAUCAAUCAUCAAAGAGGUUGA
This is a messenger RNA of Vicia faba (fava bean), 1872 nucleotides long. NCBI's taxonomy places the organism in Eukaryota, Viridiplantae, Streptophyta, Magnoliopsida, Fabales, Fabaceae. The record is from the annotation of a GenBank genome assembly.